AUGCCUGAUACGAACGUGUUCUUGUUUUACCCUAAUCUUAUUGGGUAUGGCCGCAUUGUGCUAGCGGUGAUGUCGUUCCGCUACAUGAUGGAAUCUCCAAUCUGUGCUAUUUUUUGUUACGCUCUGAGUGCAGGUUUGGAUGCCUUCGAUGGAUGGGCUGCGCGCACCUAUAAUCAAAGCAGUCGAUUCGGAGCGAUGCUCGACCAAUUAACAGAUCGUUGUGCUUUGAUGGCAAUCUGUAUGGCUCUUUGCCAUUUCUACAGUGAUUAUAUGUUCUGGUUCCAGAUGAGCGCCGUCAUUGAUAUUGCGUCUCACUGGCUCCAUUUGCAUGCAACCGACCUCUCAGGAUCAUCUAGUCACAAACAGAGUUCUAACCCAAUUCUCAAUCUGUACUAUACCAGUCGUCCAUUCCUCGGAUUUAUGUGCGGUGGCAACGAAGCGUUCUACAUCUUGAUGUAUCUCCGCGCUUUCUAUCCUGGCCCAUCCAUUUUCGGAAUUCAUUUCAUGUCUUACUUGGCUGCCAUUGCUUUCCCUAUUGCAUUUGUUAAGACUGUGAUCUCUCUUGUGCACAUGGUUACAGCAGCCCAAAUGGUAGUUGAUCAUGACGUAAAGCAGAUCACCGAAAGAGAAACCAAGAAAAAUUAA
Molecule: messenger RNA, 645 nt
Organism: Auanema sp. JU1783
Lineage: Eukaryota; Metazoa; Nematoda; Chromadorea; Rhabditida; Rhabditidae
Source: the annotation of a GenBank genome assembly